This is a messenger RNA of Auxenochlorella protothecoides, 1080 nucleotides long. RefSeq names its product Surfeit locus protein 6-like protein. Bases 1 to 1080 code for a protein of 359 amino acids. The record is from RefSeq and is a predicted model, not a curated record. Lineage: Eukaryota; Viridiplantae; Chlorophyta; Trebouxiophyceae; Chlorellales; Chlorellaceae. Gene Ontology annotation, molecular function: DNA binding; RNA binding. Gene Ontology annotation, biological process: ribosomal large subunit biogenesis; ribosomal small subunit biogenesis. Gene Ontology annotation, cellular component: nucleolus. The transcript is spliced from 7 exons.
AUGUCUAUAGAAGACCAUGCGGCCUUCUUCGCGAGGCUGGUGGAGAUGGUGCCCCCAAAGUUCUAUCUGCACACCGACGCUGGCCGUGUGAACCUGAAGUACGUCAAGAAGUCCGUGCGGGAUGAGGCCAAGGCGGCCUUCAAGGCUCAAUACAAGGAGAACAAGAAGGCCCAGCUGGACCCGGAUCAGGCGAAGAGCACGCUGGACCUGCAGAGGGAGGUCGCUGCGGCGGCGGCGGCGGAACAGCGCGCCAGUGGGCGGGGCAACGAAGCCGGCCCCGCCCCGACGACACCGGUGGUGGUCGGAGAGCCCGCGGCCACUGCGUCCCGUCAGCCUGCAGAGGGUACAGCCGCCCCCGUGGCCACCCUCGUGCUGACUCAAGGGAAGCCUCCGUCGCGGGAAGAGCUCCGGGAGCGGCUCCAGAAGAAACUUGAGAUCAUGAGGCAGCAGAGGAAAGCAGACGAGCUGGCGGGAAAUGCAGAGCAGGCCAAGGCCUGGCGUGAGCAGGCGCUCGCCACCGGCAGGCAGAAGGCCAAGAAGCGGACAUUGGAGGUGUCACAGGGCAAUGAGAAGGCACCCAAGGGCCAGCCCAGACAGAAGCAGCAGAAGGUCGAGGGCCCCGCGGCAGCCCCGGAGCUGGAGGUAAAGCAGACAUUCAGCAGCCUGGACUUUGGUGAUGCAUCGCGGCGAAGGCACAAGCGACCGAGCAAGGCCAAGCUGCUGGAACAGGCUGAGGCAAAGGACAGCGAGGGCGGGGUCAAUGAGAAGGAGGCUUGGGGAACCGCAUUGGCUAGAGCUGCCGGCGAGAAGGUGUAUGAUGACCCCAAGCUGCUACGAAAGAGCCUAAAAAAGGAGGCCAAGAUGAAGGAGAAGAAGCAGAAGGCUUGGCAGGGUAGGAUUGCGAAGCAGACAGACGAGCAGAAGACGCGGCAAAACAAGCGCCAGGAGCACAUUUCGUCCCGCAUCCAGAAGAAGAAGGACAAGAAGAAGGACCGGCGCGACAAGAAGUUGCUCCGUGCCGGAUUUGAGGGGCGCAAGGCAGGGUACAUCACCCCAGGCAAAGCAGCACCUCCGUCUUGA